Messenger RNA from Melospiza georgiana, 12592 nucleotides. RefSeq names its product zinc finger and BTB domain containing 1 (gene ZBTB1). Gene Ontology annotation, molecular function: protein binding. The record is from RefSeq and is a predicted model, not a curated record. The transcript is spliced from 2 exons. NCBI's taxonomy places the organism in Eukaryota, Metazoa, Chordata, Aves, Passeriformes, Passerellidae. Gene Ontology annotation, biological process: negative regulation of transcription by RNA polymerase II; regulation of immune system process; regulation of cytokine production. Bases 179 to 2314 code for a protein of 711 amino acids.
CACACAGGAGAGGUCCAGACACUGGUGGGAAGAGGGCCUGGAACAGCUCCUGGAAGGAUGAGAAAAAGCGCUUUUCUCGGGAUCUGUGACAGAGCGUGGCGGUGGCUGCCAGCCCUGUGCUCCUGCAUCGCCGUGAAGCUCCAGGAGGGAGGGCGGAGGGCUGUAAUCGAAGUACAAGAUGGCAAAAACCAGCCAUAGCAACUAUGUCCUUCAGCAGCUAAACAAGCAAAGAGAGUGGGGCUUUCUGUGCGACUGCUGCAUCGCUAUCGAUGAUAUUUAUUUUCAAGCACAUAAAGCAGUCCUUGCUGCCUGCAGCGCCUAUUUUAGGAUGUUUUUUAUGAACCAUCAAAACACUACAGCCCAGCUGAAUCUAAGCAACAUGAAGAUUAGCGCUGAAUGCUUUGAUCUUAUUUUACAGUUCAUGUAUUUAGGAAAAAUUAUGACAGCCCCUGCCAAUUUCGAGCAAUUUAAAGUGGCCAUGAACUAUUUACAGCUAUAUAAUGUGCCUGAGUGUCUAGAAGAUAUACAGGACACAGACUCAUCUAGUUUAAAAUGUUCAUCUCCUGCUUCUAGCACGCAGACUAAUAAAAUGAUAUUUGGUGUGAGAAUGUAUGAAGACGCACUUGCUAGAAAUGGCAGUGAAGCAAACAGGUGGGGCAUGGAACCACCAAGUUCAACGGUAAAUACAUCCCAUAACAAAGAGCCUGAGGAAGAAACUUUGCACCUCAACAGCUUCCCCGAGCAACUGUUUGAUGUCUGCAAAAAAAGCACCACAUCCAAAUUCUCUCACACGAAAGAGCGCGUGUCGCACUCGCGCCGGUUUGGAAGGAGCUUCACCUGCGACAGCUGCGGGUUUAGCUUUAGCUGUGAAAAGCUACUGGAUGAGCACGUGUUAACAUGCACCAACAGGCAUUCCUACCAAAGUGCCAGGUACUACAGUGCUGAGAAAAUAGACUUUAGUGAAAAGAACUCUACUUCUAAAAUGAUCUCCACACAAACAGAAAAAUACAAGGGGGACUCGAACCAUGCUGCGGACGAUUCAUCGUCUCCCGUGUCAAACAUCACGAGCAGAAAAAGCAGCACUGUUGCCUCUGAAACAUCAGGUGAAGAAGGAAGUAGAGCCUCUGAGAGGAAGAGGAUUAUCAUCAAGGUGGAGCCAGAGGACAAUCCUACGGAUGAGCUGAAGGAUUUUAAUAUUAUCAAGGUGGCAGAUAAAGACUGCAAUGAGUCUUCUGACAAUGACGACCUAGACGAUGAACAGGAAGAGCCGCUUUACAGAUACUACGUCGAGGAGGAGAUGAGAGAGAAGAGAAAUGCUCGCAAGACUCUAAAGCCUCGCUUAUCCAUGGAUGAGGAUGAAAGAAAGUGUUUGAAAAGUCCACGGCACCUUAACAGCAAGGCUUCUUCAGUGCAGGAAGAUGUGGAGAAUGCUCCCUGUGAACUUUGUGGGCUAACAAUCACUGAGGAAGAUCUGUCCUCUCAUUAUUUAUCCAAACACAUAGAAAAUAUAUGUGCUUGUGGCAAGUGUGGUCAAAUACUGGUCAAAGGCAAGCAGCUACAGGAGCAUGCACAGACCUGUGGAGAACCCCAGGAUCUGACCAUGAACGGGAUCAGAAAUUCUGAGGAGAAAAUGGACUUGGAAGAAAACCCCGAGGAGCAGUCAGAAAUAAGGGACAUGAUGUUUGCAGAGAUGCUAGAGGACUUCAGGGACGGUCACUUCCAAAUGAACAGCCUUCAAAAAAACCAGUUAUACAAGCAUUCUGCCUGUCCUUUCCGAUGCCCUAAUUGCGGCCAGCGUUUUGAUACAGAAAACCUAGUGGUUGAACAUAUGUCAAACUGCCUGGAGCAAGACCUGUUCAAGAACUCCAUGUUGGAAGAGAACGAGAGGGAUCACAGGCGUAAGCAUUUCUGCAACCUUUGCGGGAAAGGAUUUUAUCAGCGUUGCCACUUGCGGGAACACUAUACCGUUCAUACCAAGGAAAAACAGUUUGUUUGUCAGACAUGUGGGAAGCAGUUCUUAAGAGAGCGCCAGUUGCGGCUCCACAAUGAUAUGCACAAAGGCAUGGCCAGGUAUGUCUGUUCCAUUUGUGAUCAAGGAAACUUCCGAAAACAUGACCAUGUACGGCAUAUGAUAUCUCACUUAUCAGCUGGAGAGACUAUAUGCCAGGUCUGCUUUCAGAUAUUCCCAAAUAAUGAGCAACUGGAGCAGCACAGGGAUGUUCAUCUGUAUACAUGUGGAGUAUGUGGAGCAAAAUUUAAUUUGAGGAAAGAUAUGAGAUCUCACUAUAAUGCCAAGCAUUUGAAAAGAACAUAAGCAUAAACAUACUGUUAAAGCAUUAAGUUGGCAGCAGAGAGAACACCAAAGCAAAGCAUAAGUAUAGUAAAAAAAUUUGAAAAGGAAAAAAAAUUGAAAAUAAGUCUCUUUUUUAUUAUUUUUUUAAGACCCUCCUAACCAUAGGUGUCUAUUUAGGCUCAUUAAGUAUAAAGCUUUGAAAAGCAUCAUGUGUUUAAUUAUUACAUUUUCACUGUUUCCUAAUACCAGUUUCUGUUCUUAAUUUUAUUGUUUUACUACGUAGAUAUACAAAUCAUUAUUUUUAAACUGUAGAUUAAAAGCACAAUGUUACCCCUUCACUGACUGCUAUUAAACAGUUCUCGGAUCCAUGUCCAUAAGAUGAGUGCUUUAAUAUUUCCAUGUGUUGUUUCUUCAUGUGAGAAUCUUAGAUGCCAGCGAUUAACGUGCAAGAGCAUAAUUGUUCGUAAUCCCCAAAUUAAUUUUCGAAAUGAAAAAAAAAGCCAAACCAAACCCAAACCAGCCAUGCCAAGAAAUAAUCCUUUGGGCUCUGCCUCUGCUGCAGGGGCAGAGCUGGCUGUCCUGGUCCCCUGCUUCUUGGCUUUGUUGGAAGCUGCUUCCCAGGGGUGAGAGCACAUAGGCUCAGUUAACCCUUGCAGGCUCGGGCUGCUGUGCACAAGGGGGAAGGGCAUUAAUGACUCUUGGGAUAACCAGUUGGGUUCCAGCACAGUGGUUGUUUUCCGGAUGGGAAGUCCUAGCAGAGCUGUUCAACUGAUGUUGGCCUUUCUUUCACUGUCUGUACCUCUCUGGGUAUAUUUAACCUGCUUGUCCUAACAUACAAGGGAGGAGUGGCCGUGGUGGGUUGCUAGAAAUGCAGGAUGGCCAUGUGCACUGAACACUGCAUUUUCAGCCUAGAUGUGAACUGUGUCUUGCUGCUUGUGUUGGAAAGUUAAAAGCAGGGUGAGUGUGGAGAUAGUCCCAUUGCUUGGGACCUUAAGGUUUUUUUGCUUCUUGUUUUCAUGAUACUUUAUGAAUGUUCUGUUUUUCAACAAAAAUAUAACAAGAAAAGACUGCAGAGUUUGCUUAAUAAAUGUAAAGAUAUUUUAUGCCUUUUAAGAUUUCUUUCUCAUUCUAGCAGAGCCAUAAUCUGUGCAGGUUGCCUCUUAAUUUAAUUGAAUUUAAAAAUCCUACUAAGUACCAGCUGACACCAAUUCAGUGAGGCACUUUGGCCUUUGAGAGAGCAACUGGCUUUGACUUCUAGGCACCAGCUGUCUAAACGUUUGUUAAGUGUGUGAUUUGUGAUGGGGUGGAGGAAAGGAUCCUAAUAUGUAAUUGUGGAGAAAACAAUUAAAAAAUAAAACCUAGUUGUAGUUUCUCCCAGCACAUCUCACUUUAUCAAAGAGGGUGGUAAUGCUAUUUCCUGCUGAGCUAUGGAGGGAGGAAAGUAAUUUAGAUCAGCAAUUAAGGCAGUUGGAUUAGAUGAUCAUUGCAGGUCCCUUCCAGCUGAAAUGUUCUAUCACCUCAUGUGCCAGUGGUGGGGUUGAGAAUAGGAGCCAAGAGCUGAUGGUCUAGUCCAGGGCUUUCAUGUGCUUGUUUCUGUCAGAGUUGAGUUUCAUUCCUCAUUUCUUGGGGAUUAUGAAGGGUAUCAAGUUUUAAUUUUAGACUAUUCAGAGGAGUGAAUCUACAAUUCAGAAUCUCCACUUCUACUGUUAAAAGUAGUGUGAGUUGCCUUGCAUUUAUUCAGUUUCAAAUGUGCAUUAGGGUUUCUCUUGGUUGGCAGGCGUGUGCAUUUCUGCAGUGAUGGAGAAGGCUCCCCCACCAGCCCUUGGUGCUGAGCCAGCAGCUGCUCUGAGACACCAGCUGCUUUGGGCACAGUUUAGUGGGCUUUUAGUGUUUUGCUUUAACUGCUCAGUCCUUUGUUUUCUUGUACGAUGCUGAAGUCAACCGAGUCCUCAACAGCACUGGAGCCAGUAGAGCAAAUGCACAAAUACGUGAAUAUUCCAGUGCUCCAGAGCUGGGGGCGUCAUACACUGCACACAGUGAUUCUCUGACAUGCAGUUAUCCCUCACAGUAUCAGCUGCAUUGGGAAAAGCAGUCAAGGGAAGUGAAGGAGCACUGGGGGAGCUGGCAGGAGGGUCUGGUGGCACUGGAGGAGUGGAAAUACUGAGUGGGAGAAGAGAUCCUGAAUGGGAGGGAGUGGCAAAGGCAGGCAGGCAGGAUUAGAGCUGUGCAGUGGGAAGCAAAUCCCAAAGGUGGCAUGGAGGGGGUGGCUGGAGGAGUGGAUAAAAUGUCCCGGCUGUGAGAGCAGAGUGAGGAUGACUCAGCUUGGCUGGGGAGCUGUGGGCCUGAGCCAUGAGCUCACAAACCAGCGCCGGUCGCGUACCAAGCACGGCCGGCCCCGCUGCCCCAGCGCUGCGGGGACACGGCACGGCCCAGAUUAAAGACCUUGCUGAAAGGCAGGAGGUGACCUCUGCCAUGUAAGGGAUCACUCCUGAACUCGGUGAAGGGCCAAGGGUGAUUUAUAGAGCCUCCUGCUCAGGAUCAGGAGCCCUUGUUUAGAGUUGAUUGGUCUGAACUUGACCCAAAAAUGUUUCUUAAAAAAUGUGACUUCCUAGUGCAAGUAGACCUGUCAACUGCAGAAGUUAAAUGGAGAAACUGGGAAUGAUGGUAUUUACAUGUACUAUCUAACUUUAUAAACACCCUGAAUACCUCUGUUUUUCAAUUAUAAGCUGUGUCGUUGUAGUAGUCUUUCAAAGUAAAGUUUGUUGAACCUUUCCAACUGAACUUGAAUUGAUGUUUUUUCCUGUUCUAGGGAAACAAAACCCAGUGCCUUGGAGUUCACAUGUAUGAAAGUCCAUGCUAAGGCUCACAAAGAGCAUGAAUUGCACUGCAGGGAAGCUUCAAAGUAGAUCUACUUACAUGUAGGCAGAAAAAAUCAGAAUGACUGAAGUAGCCUGAGAAGUGAUCAAGGGGAGUAUAGGAGAACAUAAACAAGUCAGCCUGGCUUGCAAUGAGAUGGGUAUUUAAAUAGAUGAGUAUUUGAGAUGAAAUGUAAAAGCGUGCAGGGGAACAGCAUGGCACUGUUAGAGAAAAGGCCUGGAGUGACAGGAGGAAUUUGGCUGCUGUGGGAGGGGAGAAGGUCUGGGUGCUGAGGCAGCCUGGGGCUGGCCACUCCUGAAUGUUCUCCCCAGAAUGGGACAGCAUCUGCAGGAGAGGGAAAUGAUGGUGUUUCAGUGCUUCUGCCAUACAUAAAUGAUUUAAUGUGGAGACAGAACAAAAACAGACGUGAAAAAAAAUCAACAGCAGUUAUCCUAGAAGUUUUGCAGUUACUUGAAAGAUUGUGAAGGGGAAGCAAAAAAUAUUUUAUUUAGGAGUUCUUCUCCUCUAAUUUGUGCUUUUCUGUUGCCAUAACAUUGUUCCUUUCUGUCUCCUUAGUGAAUAUUAGCGUGUAAAAACCCUUAAUGAUCUUUAAAACUGAAGGUGUAAGCAUUGCACGAGGCGUAGACAGAAAGAAAAAGAUUUGCUGGAUGCCAUAAGUUAUAUUUUAAAGUGAUUUGCUAUUCUUAUUUUUGGAAGACCUCUCUGUGUUCUGUUGUUUUUCCCAUUUUGGGAGUGCUAUGGGCUGCAAUCCUAAGAAUUUUUAAGUGGCCAGCCUAGCUCUUAGCUUUCAAGAUUUACUGAAAGUUAAAAAGAGGGAAUUCAUGAAGACCUUGUAUGAGCUUUAAAAUAUCACAAAAGCUCUUGAGCUUCUUUUUCAGUUUCAGAGGAGAUGUUUAAAAUGUUAAUAUAUAUAUACUUGUAAAUGUUUCCUGCUGACUUGUUAGUUCAAAGAGUAUUUACAUUUGUGUAUAAUGAUAUUUGUAGCCAAGAGGUCUGUGGAGAAAUCUUGAUUUCAAUAAAUAGAGUAUCAUGGAAUUCUAAGAAUUUAUGCUUUAAUUAGGGGAUUUCUCUAUGUAAUACUUUCAGUUGAUGUAAAACAUAAUUCAGCGUAUUUUUUAUUCAAAGCUGUAGACAGAAAAUAUAUUGCCCUGGAGAAUGUAUUAAAAAUACGUUGUUAUAAAAGUGAAUAGUUUGACUACACGAUUGUAUUUGAAUACUCUAGUGCUAAAACAUCAAAUCUCAGAGCUAUUGGUGAGGACAUAAAUUUGCUCCUGGAGGCUGUGCUACCUUGAGCCCUGGCAGCCCUUUACUUCUCCCCAUUAGUUUCAGCUCUCCUGUCCCCUGUGUGCCACCCUCUCCAUUGUCAAAGAGCAGUACCUAUGGAGCUGCACAAUGCUCUGAAUCAAACAACAGGCUUUUUUCUGUUCCCUGUGGGGCUGGUUUUUGGCUGGAUCAGUUCCCUGCUGUGAUUCCCUCUCCCUCUCUGUGUCAGAUCUUGUGCAAGCACAAUAGAAGGGGUGGCACAAGGGGAGGAAUGAGUGGCUGGGAGGGGGCUCCUUCGCUGGAAUGAGCUGUUACCAGAACUCAGAGCAUGUCCCGAAUUUAACUCGGUCUCUGUCUCCCCCCAGCAUCCUCGGGGAAGCUGAACUCUUACGUUCAUCUCCUAUUUCCUGAUAAGGAAAAAGGCAGCCCAACCUCUUACAAAUGAGACACAUCUCUGCUAUCUGCCCUCUUCGUGAGAACUGGAAACCUUCCUGCAUUCAGCUCAUCCCACAAAUAUGCUCUGGAGCUUUCUUGGUGUUUCUUGAAGCAGACUGGGUAGUGCUCUGCACCACUGGGUUUGUGUGGUUGGCCUGGCCCAGGGCCAGGAAUGAGCUGGGCCCCUUGUCUGGCCAAACCCCAGGAAUGGCUCCCACCUUCCUCUGGCUUUCCUGCCCUCCAGCUGUGGGCCCAGAUGCAGCUGUGGAGCUCCUCUGUUGCCCUGUGCCCCUCGCUGCUUUUCUCAGUAAGGGGAGACAGUUGUCUCAUUUUGGUCUAAUGCUGAAAGCUCAGGGUAAUUCUCUGUGUAAGUUAAACUGAUGCUGGCAGUAUCUGUUACUAUCCCUUCUUACUGUGCUUCUGACUUUUAAGUGCUUCUCAAUCUCAGAGGGUUAAAAAUCAAAUCUUCUGACUUCCCUAAUUCUCAGCUGGUUUGAUGCUUGUCGCAGACUUAAAGACCUACAAGAUGAAACAUGACUAAUUUGACUUUAUAAAGUCUGCUGAAAGCUAGAAAUUAGGAACAUGUUUUCAAAAGCUGACAUUUCUGUAGUUCUCAGCUAUAAACCAGUUUUCUGUAUUUUCUUCCAACUUCAAAAAACUCCUAAAAUAUUGCUGUGCGGUGUAUUCUUGAGACGUGUGAGUAGGCUGAGAUUUUGUAGGGGAAAGAUACCAAAAAUCAGGACACAUUUUAUAAAUUAAGUGUCUUUUGCUACUUUUACAGUCACUUCCACAGUUCUGGAAUUAAUUCUCAUUUUAUUUUUUUAAUGCAGAAAGACAAAUCUUAAUUUGUAACAGGGCAGUAGAGCUCAUGACUCAGGAAUCACUUCAUCAUGACUAUAAAUAUUCAGCCCUGAAACAAACAGCCCAUGUUCCUUUUCAUGUACUUGAAUGGCCAGUGCCAGCUUCAUAGGAGAAAUGCUUUCAGAGCUUUAUUUGGGUUAUUUUUACUCUCAGAUCUCUUGAAGGGUGCAGAUUUUAAAAUUAAUUUAAGACAAAAGAAAACAACAUCGUGCAUUGUGCUUUUAGAGAAAUGGUUGUCAGUAAUUCACGCAGAUUCCCUCUGUAAGAGUGGCUGGAAGUACAUUUCUAAAGUUUCUUAUUAAUAUGUUAAAGGGAACAUAACAGAACUGUGAGAUGAGAAAUCCUCAGAUGGUCCAGGGCCAGGUUUGACUGUCUCUUUUGUGUAGCCAGCGUGGCACACCUCACCCCAGCAACCUUGAGGUUCAGACGUGGUCAGGAUCUUUGAUUCUCUUGCAAGAAAAUGAAAAGGUUUAAUCCUUUCCUGUGCCUUCUGGCAUACUAAAAACCAUAGUAAAUCUUCCUGCAGCUACAACCACAAAAACAAUGCUGCAUGUAGAAUUUCCGGUGGGAGGAAAAAAAAAAGAAAUGGUUCAAGAACUUCCCUCUCUCACAAAGUUCUGCAUUUAUUGUUUUCACUCAAACUCAUGUGUGAUUUGCAUCAAUGAGAUUUUGGGGUGUACUUAUUUUUGUUUGCAAAUAAGACAUGACUUCAGAUAAAUCUGUCUUGUAGUUCUGUAGACAUGCCCAGACUCCUGACAGGGAAUGAGUGCAUCCCUUAUAGGCCUCUAAAUCCUGGAAGCUGUGUAGUUUGUAGCAAAUCCACUGGAAAUCAGGACUGUUGUAAAUCCUUAGUUUCUCAAUUUGUCUGUCAGGCAAAGUGCCACCAGUGUCAGCAAUUGCCAAGGUCUGCAGCAGCUGUGUUGCCAACACAAAGAUGCAAAAAUCAGUCUUUCCCCCUCACUUUUCCCCCAUCUCCCCUGAUGACAAGGUUGCUAUUUUAGAAAUGCAUCCUUUUGGCUCUUUAUUUGUGUGCUGGUUUUUGAAAAGGAAGAUUUGCUUUCUUCCUAUUUUAAAUCAAUGAUUAGGGCUAAGAAGUUGCUUUCUUUAAUAGCUUUCACAUGUUUAGUUGAACCUACACAACUCAGUAAUACCUGUUCUCUCCUUUUUAGGUAACCAUCCCACUACAUUGCGGGUGGUCACCAGAGGGACUUCUGCUUCUGACUCCCCAGAAAAUGAAAGGGAAAAAUAACAUAUUAUCCUUCUCUCCAUGGCAAAAGCCCCAAAGACCAUGAAAGUUUGUGGAAAUGCAGAUAAGCUGGCUAAAAAUAGAGUUUGCUGAAUACCAUAAAUUGCUUUUGGUUUUGGCAGCAGAUACACCAGACUUCUGGUGUUGGUUACGCUCCUCUUACACAAGUCGUUGUUAGGGCUUUUAUUUAGGAUGCUAAAGAUGGUGCCCUGCUUUCUUCCCUGCCUGUGGGUUUCCUACUGGUACCUACUGGUAGAGUCCCAGCUUCCAAAUUACUGAGGGUUCUGGUUUCUAGCCAUUGGUUAUUGAGUUACUUAGAAUAAAUCAGAAACACUUUUAAGAGACAAAAUCCAAAGUAUUCCUCCUUUGGGAAAGGGAUAGAUACAGUAAUAUUUUAGGAGGAAGAAAUACAGGGUAGGAUCUCUUGGAACUGAUGAAGAAAUUGUCUUGGUAUGCCCCACAGCCCAGGAGAGAGCUCAGAUGUCUGAGCUACAUUGUUAUCAGGUGAAUUAAAUAGAAGUUGUGUACACUUACAUAUGCUGUAAAAUAUGACACUUAAUACUCUGCGUGCUUGGAAGUCUGAGGGUUAGCCCCACCUAGUCUGCUUUCAGAUGGAUUGUGUUUCACUUAGAUUUUACUGACCAUUGCUGACACAGUUCUGCCAGAAAAGACAAGACAGAGGUCCUGAUGUACAGUAACUUAAAAACUGGAAAAUAACUCAGUCAAGACACAAGAGAUUUCACAGUAAUUGUCACAGUUCUUUCAGCUUUAGUUUGUUGUGCAAAGAGUUAAAUAGUUCAAAGGCAGUUUCCUUUGGAGAAUGUUUAUUUGAUCAAGUUCAGUGUGGCUUAGACCCCAAAUAGAAAUACCAACUUCAAACAGAGCCCUGCUAUGAGAGAAGGAAUGAAUAGUCUGUGGCCUCCCAGACCUCACAAGCUAUGUUGGUUUGUUACACAGAGUCAAAACAAAGAUGUCCCUUAGAACACAUAUACAUUAACUCAGUGUAUUUCACACACCACAUCUUUUAUCUCCCAUCUGCUUCUCUCCCUGGUCCUUUGGGCUGUGACAAGGCCACUGAGAUCCUGAAUGAGCUACAGUCUCCUCAGUGAAAAGCAUAUAUGGUGUGAUGGGACCAUCCAAGCUACUUAGAUUGUUAGAGAGCGUUAGGGGAGCUACUGCUCCUGUUUACUAAGACUGAAGUACUACAUCCUUUGGAUUUUGGAACAGUGCUUAUCUUUGCUUCUUGGUUCCCUUUACAUUGCAGGAAGCAGGGUGAGGAAGAACCCAGUGGGUGCUUCUCUUAGAUGGAGCCUGGAAGAUCUUGUUGGCUGAGGCAUGUUGUUGUUUUGUUUCUUCAGGUCCUUAGCUGGCUGAAUCUUCAGACUUCUAAUAAAUGCACUAAGCCUUGAAAAAGCAUUAUUAAUGCAUGAUGAGAUACACCAAGUUCAGCCACUGAACAUAAGAGUGAAACCCAUGCAGAUGCUGUUAGCGCAGGAACCUGGUAUCGAGCCAAAUCUGGAGAGCCAUCUUUGAUCUGUCUCCAGGUCCUCCUUUUAUUUGUAAACAUCCAGCUAAUCACAGACUUCCUCUGACUUUGAUGAAGUGGAAGGAGCCGCAUCCUCUGUGAGCGCUGGGAAGGGCUGGGAUUCUGCAGCGGCUCAGGAUGCGGGACGGGGGCUCCAGCGCCAUCUCGUGGCUCGCUGGGAGCCGCCUGUCCGUGUUCCCAGGGCUGGAAUGCUCCGCUCUGCUGGGAGAGGGGAAGCAGAUCCUCCCUCGGCUGUGAUCCCCACUCAGUUCUGUGCUUAGGGCAGCUGCGCGGUUUCAGUCUGCGAGGAGGGCACAAGGUUUUAUCUCUCAUCUCCCUUCCUGUGGGCUGCAGGCUCCCGGCAGUGCCGGCGGCUCUGUGUGGGCUACACCCCACCCCACCACAGCUGGCACUGAUUAGCAGUGUUUCUGCUGUCUCAUCGGAAAAAUGUGAUUUAAUAUGCACAGGCAGCCCACCUUCCUGCACUCAGAGGUGGCCCCACACAGCACAGCCCAUGUAUUUCAGAGAGGUGGUGGAAUGAAGCUCAGCUGUGUGUGUGAGUUGUCCCUGAUUCAGAAAUGACAGAGAUUUUGGACUGCAAAGUGCAGGGUGACAUGGUAAUCAACAGCAAUGGCAAACACUGAUGUCCAGGGGAAAAACAGUGCUCACAUGCAUACUUUAGUUAGAAUAUACUUUUUCCCUCCUUUGUUAGUUUGCCAAAAAAAAAAAAAGAAAAGAAGUGCUUCCUGAGUUCUGAGCCUGUCAUGUAAGAGUUACUUUGCAAUAACAGCACUGGUCCAGUGAAUUCCCCUCCAAGGUUUUAAGAAUGUGGUAGGCAGACAUAUGGCCUUGCUGCCAGAGCCAGCAGUACUUUGAAGGUAGCAGUUUGCCCAAGACGUGUUUCCCCUGUUCACAUUGCCCUCAUGGCACAAAACAAAAGCCUUUUGUCCCAACUGCAUUUUUGCCCACCUUAAGCAUGUGACAUGGCACAGAGGGCAGAUGAAAUCCCAGACAAGCCUGGGCCUGGCACAUGCAGUGAGUGAGGGCCUGGCCAUGGUGCACACCAAGGUGUGGAGCAUAGCUCGAGGCUUUCCUCUCCCAGGUGUGCCAGGAAAUUCAGCCCUGAGCUGGCCUUGAGGAUGCUUUGGCAGGUAAGUGAUGCAAAGAGCUGCUGAACCAGGCUUCAUGUGCAGCCUCUGCAUUGUAGACACAACCACUUGGGCCAGGGCUGCCACAGUCUCAUAGGAACGCCAAGUGUAAGUUAUCCAGAAGUGGCACAAUCAUAUACUGUGUACAAUGUGAUUCACAUAUCCACAGAAAGAAGUCAGUGUGCAACAAAACAACCCAACAACCCUGAGGAUUGUCCUCAAAAGUUAUAAACAUGAAUGUAUAGUUCCUUGAUUGUUCCUCUCCGACACAAAGCUGCUCAGAUUUGUCAUGAACUAGUGUGGUUGAAGGAGACUUCCAGGAAUUGUAAAUAUUUAUAAAAUUUAUCUGCAUUUAACCUAAAAUAAGAAUUUGGGGGGUAUGUGGGGGUGUGUGUGUCGAGUAAAUACAUAACAGUUACCUCUGAGUUAGGCAAGAUAAAAAAAAAACCACAACCAAAAAUACAGUCAAAUAUGAAGCAGUAAGAAAUAUUCCAGAGUGGGGGUGUUCCAUGCUGUGAGUGGCUGAGGGGAAAUAAUACUUGUGCAAUUUUUUGAGCAUCUACUAAGCCAAGCCAUAAACCACUGCUGGAAAGUAACACAUACAGUAUGAAAACUACUUCUGGGAGGUUUGGGAAGUGAAGUUUUUCUUCAGCAAAUCUGUAGCUGUUUUGAAAACAGAAGGCAAAGGAAAAAGAAGCAAAAGUUUCUGAAACAAGAUGACAACAUUGUUUAAGGUCGUGUUCUGGUGGGGCAGGGGUUGAAGGAAAUGUAUGGCUUUUUAAAAGAGUUCCUGACUGUGGUGGGUGCUCUGAAUAGAACUGAAGGAUGGGUAUUUAGAGCAAAACCACACAUGGUGAGGUGGGAGGGACCACAUCAUGCUAGCAAAUACAGUACUGCAGUGCGGGCUUCUGACUUUUAAUAUUUUUCUUGCAUUUCUUUUCUGC